AUGCCCAAAAUUCUAAUUGAUGGUGGCAGCUCUGUGGAGAUAUUGUUUUACGAAACAUUCAAACAAAUGGACCUUAAAGACGAGUUCCUCAUACCAUCUACAUACAACAUAUUUGGCUUUAACGGGUCAUCUACUCGCCCAAGAGGGGAGAUAACACUGGAGAUCCGAGUGGGAAGAAUCCUUACCCUAACCACAUUCUGCGUGGUAGACGUGCUGUCACCCUACACAGCCAUUAUCGGACGAUCUUCGAUACAUGGAAUCAAAGGAGUGGCCUCCACUUAUCAUCAAAGGAUAAGAUUCCCAACACCUGACGGAGUGGCAGAAAUCAUUGGAGACUCUGGCGAGGCAAAGUACUGCUACAAGAUGGAUGUGCAAAACGGCGUGAACAAAAUGAAUUCCCCAAAGGCACAAGCAAGGAGAGCUAGAAGCAUCAAUAGCCCAAUCGAGACCCAUGACCACAUAGCAAUAAGCGAUGUACCAGCACACUCGCCUGGCACCCCAGCCUCGUGCAACACCGCAGCUUCGGAGCCGGUUGCACGACUCUUAUAG
Messenger RNA from Papaver somniferum (opium poppy), 549 nucleotides. RefSeq lists its product as uncharacterized. Bases 1 to 549 code for a protein of 182 amino acids. The transcript has a single exon. The record is from RefSeq and is a predicted model, not a curated record. Lineage: Eukaryota; Viridiplantae; Streptophyta; Magnoliopsida; Ranunculales; Papaveraceae.